Messenger RNA from Phytomonas sp. EM1, 864 nucleotides. NCBI's taxonomy places the organism in Eukaryota, Euglenozoa, Kinetoplastea, Trypanosomatida, Trypanosomatidae. The record is from the annotation of a GenBank genome assembly.
AUGUCGGACGGUGAAUCGGCGUGCUGUUGCUUCUGCGUUCACACCGCCUCCUUCGGAGUGGUGGAGCGUUGCGGAAAGUUUGAUCGUCUGGCGGAUCCGGGCUGCCAUUGUUUGGUGCCCUGCUUCGACACCCUCCGCGGCUCCGUCCCCCUCGGCCUCAACAACACCGUCGUUGACGUGAGCACGAAAACGCGCGAUAACGCGGUGGUGCGGGUGGAGGUUUGCAUCCAUUACCGCGUCGUCGAGGAUAAGGUUUCGCUCGCCUUUUAUCGCCUGACGGAUGCGUCGGAGCAGAUCAGCAGCUUUGCGGGAAGCAUCGUCCGCGGGGAGGUGCCUAAAUACACCCUCGAUGAGGUGUUUUUGAUGUCUGAUGAGAUCAAGAAGGUGAUCGACAUCGAGCUUUCGGAUCGACUUGGUGAGUACGGCUACGUCCUUGAGCGGACCCUUCUCACGAAGAUCGACCCCAGUGUGGAGGUGAAGGAGGCGAUCUCGCAAACGCAGCUCAACGCGUAUCUUCGCAUGGCGGCCGAACACAACGCGGAGUUGCAGCGCAUCCUCACCUUAAAAGAAGCGGAGGCGACGUACGAGGAGAUGCGGCUUUCCGGCGUCGGCCUCGCGCAGGAGCGAAAGGCGAUCAUGAAAGGCCUGCAGUCGAGUAUCGAGCAAUUCGUCGAUACGGUUCCCGGGAUCGACGCGAAAGGGGUGAUGAAUCUGCUGCUUUUGAAUCAAUAUUUCGAUUCGAUGAAGGAGAUGGGGUCGAAUAAGAAUAAUCGGGUCGUGAUGCUGCCAGGGAGCUCGGGCCCGUCGUCGGGGUUGUUGACAGAUGUAAUGGCCGCCCAGGUGGCCGCGAGCGAAAUGUCGUAA